Messenger RNA from Symbiodinium pilosum, 2745 nucleotides. The record is from the annotation of a GenBank genome assembly. NCBI's taxonomy places the organism in Eukaryota, Dinophyceae, Suessiales, Symbiodiniaceae.
GCGUCUUGCAGCAUGCUCGGCAGCCAGCAGGGAAGCAUCAUGAGCUUUGCUGGAAGCAAGUGCUUAAACUGGAGUACAUCAGGGACGCGCCGUCCGGGAACUGCAAACACAAUGUCAAGCACAUUACAGUGGCACAGCCCGCGCAUUGUCGCCUCAAGAAGCAGGCCGACACCUGGAGCAGACGGGUUGGCGUUGUCAUUUGAGCAACUUUUUGCCAAAUCUUAUAGCAGAGCGACAAAGCGAAUCGCCCAUGAAAGGCGAGAAGGCUCCAGACCGGGCACUGCGCAGCGCUCGAGGAAGCAAUACAGGAGCCUGAGCUGCUGGUGGACGCUGGCAGAUCUUAAAGUUGCCGAAGAGGCAGAUGACAUCGAAUCGGAUGGAUCUUCAAGUUUUGGUGCUGAGCCGCCCGAGAGUGCACCCGUUGUGCACGCUCCAUCCUUGCAGUCUAUUCAAAUGCGAAGAAAAAGCAUCGAAGCCAUGUUGGCACGACGAAGAAAUUCGAAUCGCAAGACGAGCCUGCCCAAUGUGGAGGAGGACACUGGACGUGCCAAAGAAGCAGGGCCAGCACCAGCGAAAAUCACGCUCAAGCAUGUUAGGGUACGAGGUGAAGCCUUCGCCGGAGGCGAGGCUGACCUACAAGAUCCCGACUUGAUUGAGAUUCUUACUCCUCCUAACGAGCAAGAAGUGCUCAUGCGCAUGGGCGAUUCGUCUGAAGGCUUCACAGACAAGGAGUCCGAGCGUUUGCGCAAAGCCUUCCUGCUGCACCGGCAAGCUUUCAGCCCCGAGAUACACACGGACGAUUUGGAACAGAUUCUCGAUUACCUCGGAUACCUCAAGAUACCAGAGGCUGACAUACAUGCAAUGGUAUCUGAAAUUACGAGGUAUUCUACCAUGGAGUUCGAAGAGUUCGUAAGUUUCAUGACGCGGGCAAGGGCAUACGACCAGAAUCAGGUGCGGGAGAAGUUCAUGCUUUUUGAUGCGGAUCAGUCUGGUGAGCUCAGCGCCGAUGAGUUGGAAGACGUUUUGAAGUCUUUGGGCAUUACUCCAUCUCGAACGACCAUUGCUGGAGCUCUGUCUGUUGUGGACGAAGAUGGCUCGGGUAGUCUAGACUUCGAGGAGUUUGUCCAGCUUUUGCUGAUCUAUAGAAAAACGGAGGGCUUCUCUGAGGCGGAGGUACUGAAGCUUCAUCGCAUAUUCCGUCGAUUUGCGGAAGCAACGCCAAGCACAUCCGGUAGACAAAUGCUGCCUUUUGACCGCUCCAAUAAGGCCCUGAUCGAGAUGUUUGGCAGCCAGGCCGCGCAGUUGGCCUCGCGGCUCGGGAGCGCCAUGCCCAGGCCGCCUUCCGAAGGUGAAGAGGGUAAGAAGCCGACCAAGAAAGUCGAAGGAAUGACGUUCCGUGAAUUCCUGAUCUGGGCCAGGCGCCUUCGUGAGAUUGAAGUGCAAUGGUACAAGCAGGAGUUCGCACGCGCAGAUGUUGACCAAGGGGGCUUCCUGGACGAGGAGGAGAUUCGGCUGGUCUUGCAACGUCUUGGCUACACGCCUCUCCGUGCAGUGAUCAUGGACAUGAUAGAGGCAAUUGAGCCGCAAAAACGUGGGACUCUGGAUUUCGAUGAGUUCGUCCAGAUGAUGGAGCUCUUUCGCAAUUCCAAUGGCUUCAUGCGGCAUGAAAUCAGGGAGUUCAAGCAGAGCUUUGACAUGUUCGACACAGACCGAACUGGUGAGGUGGACGUGAUUCAAGUGGGCGGCAUAUUGCGCUCUCUGGGAUUUGCUACAGAACUGGCAGAAGUGCAGGUGCUCCUGAAGACGGUGGACUGGAAUGGCAGCAACUCACUUGAUUUCUCAGAGUUUCUUCGCCUGAUGCGCAUGCAUCGCGAGCAGGAGCUCCUACGAAUCAAGGAUACCUUCGACAAGUAUGCCGACACAUACGUUGCAGAGGAUGGAGCUGUGAAGGUCACUGUGGAGCCUGGAGAUGUCAAAACAAUGCUCAGUCUGCUUGGCUUCUCUGAAAAGUUUGUGAACUCAACCACAGGUGUUUUCCGCGCCUUGCUUCGAGACGCAUUGGACUACGAUGCUAUGGUGCUUCUUUGCGAUUCUUGUCGUCGCAUGAACAUGGAGAAGAUGCGCAAGCAGGCAGGCUUCUCUGACGAAGCCGUGCAGAAGUUCCAGAAGCUUUUCAGCUCGCUGGACAGUGACGACAGCGGUGAGAUCGCGCAGAAUGAGUUGGUGGCUUUCUGCCAGGAUCGAGGUCUCUCACUGCAGACGAAAAAGGAUCAGAUGCAGCUGCUGAGCUUCAUCAAAGAGGCUCGCACGACUGCCCUGCAAGCCGGCGUUCCGCCACACCUUUGUGGCACAGAGGGCUCCCCCGCGGUGACGCAGUGGGUGUUCAUUCAUCUCCAGCGCAUUCUGCAGACUCAUCAGGACAAAGAGAGGGCUUCGCAGCUUCGAGGCAGUGGUCCGUCCAGCUUCUCGCAGGCAGAAGUGGAUGAGCUGUCUGCAGUGUUCUCCAGAGGCUUGACUGCCGAGCGAGGGUCGCCAACCACGGAUCCCAAGGCAACGCUGAGUAUCAAUGGGCUUUGGGGUGUGCUCUCGCAGCUUGGGGUCAAGCUGACACCCAUCGAGAGGGAGGAGGUCAAGGUGAAGCUGUUCAUGGAUUGCGGCAAUCAGCUCGAUCUAACUGCCUUCAUCAAAGUAGUGUCCUGGCUGGCAGCUGCAAAGCAGAGCAGCGCGGAUUUGUCCAAAGCGUGA